Molecule: messenger RNA, 3652 nt
Organism: Odontomachus brunneus
Lineage: Eukaryota; Metazoa; Arthropoda; Insecta; Hymenoptera; Formicidae
Gene: beag
Product: protein Red
Exons: 3
Coding region: 207-1799 (530 amino acids)
Biological process (GO): mRNA splicing, via spliceosome
Cellular component (GO): nucleus
Source: RefSeq, a predicted model, not a curated record
CCCUAUAUCGCCCAUCACUAUUAAAAACCAUAGAGAGAGAGAGAGAGAGAGAGAGGAGAGAAAGGGAAUCGCAUACAUAUUUACGUAUUCUGAUAUUCUAGCAAGUUUUAAAUUUACAAUUUCAAUAUUACAUUUCACGAAUUUUUAUUCUAUUUUACGUGAUCUUCCACGUAACUGUAAAGGAACAAACAGAAAAUCCUAUCAAAAUGCCAGAAACGGAAGAAGAAAUGGGUAUGUCGGUUCGUUUAACGAACGAUGAUUUCCGAAAACUCUUGAUGACACCAAGAGCAUCGGUACCGUCAGCUACUCCGGCCUCUGUACCUGGUACAGCACGGGAUGCCAGUGCGAAGACUGCCCAAACCCCUACUGUCAGUGGAGGCAGUCGUGCUGAAUUGCGUAGAAAAAAGAAAAGUUUCUAUGCAAAAUUGAAAAAACAGGAAGAAGAUAAGAUGGCAGAGUUAGCAGAAAAGUAUAGGGAUCGAGCAAGAGAACGCAGAGAUGGUACUAAUCAGGAUUAUCAAGCUGAAGAUCCCAUGAACAGCGCUAGCGCUUACAGAGCCGUUGCACCAGAUUUAAAGUCUGGCAUGGAUGCUGCAGAGCGUAGAAGACAGAUGAUCCAGCAGUCUAAGUUCUUGGGAGGUGACAUGGAACAUACUCAUUUAGUCAAGGGUCUGGAUUAUGCCCUUCUACAAAAAGUACGUAGCGAAAUCGAGGCAAAAGAACAUGAGCAAGAACAAGAAAUGGAAAAGCUGGUGAAGCCUAAAGAGAAGGUAAAGAAAGAACCAGAAAAGAAGGACGACGAGAUGCUAUUUAAAACAAAGAUUGGCCGGAACGUGUACAAAACCGUUAUGACUAUGAAGUCCAAGCAGAUCGAGAGGAAUGAACUGUUUACACCGGGUCGUAUGGCAUAUGUGAUCGAACUGGAUGAUGAGAACGCUGAUGUUGACAUACCGACGACACUGAUCAGGAGUAAAGCAGAUGUGCCAACCAUUGACAAUACACCCACCCUUACGACUAACGACAUUGUCAUCAAUAAGCUGGCGCAGAUUCUAUCGUAUUUACGCCAAGGUAGUCGGCACAGCAAAAAAGGCAAAAAACCAAAGGAUAAUGCACGAUCGGCCGCACGUGGCGACGAGUUGCACGAUAUGGACAUACAACCGCGACCAUUACAACCGGACGACAGCAUCUAUGGCGACAUCGGUGAUUACGUACCGACUGUGACCAGCAAAAAAGAUAGCACGCAAGUACGAGAGAAGAAGAAGGGUUCUUCAUAUUUCGACAAGCCACUCGAGCCGAAUUUGGAUACCGAUGACAAGGCAAAUGCGCCACAAUUGCCACAGGGCGGCGCGUUACUGCAACAGAAUGGCAGUGCGGCGGCGACGGAUGGCAACGCGCCGAAGAAGGGUGCGUUGCUGAACAAGUUGGCCGCUGAGCCGGAAGGUUACGCCGAGUGUUAUCCCGGACUAGACGAGAUGCAGGAUGCCAUCGACGAUUCCGACGACGAGGUAGAUUAUACAAAAAUGGAUCUGGGUAACAAGAAAGGUCCGAUCGGUCGUUGGGACUUCGAUACGCCCGAGGAGUACAGUGAAUACAUGAAUAACAAGGAAGCACUACCCAAGGCAGCCUUUCAAUACGGCGUAAAAAUGGCUGAUGGCAGACGCACUAGAAAAUACAACAAGGAGAAAAAUGAGAAGGCCGAGCUCGAUCGAGAAUGGCAAAAGAUUCAGAAUAUUAUGAACAAAAGAAAACCAUCUGCAGCGCCCGAAGGCGCACCCGAAUUCAAAGUACCGCGAUAUUGAACCACCAAUUUAUUAUAAUUAUUAUAUACUUUGCUUUUGGCUUUGUAUUGAAGGUUUUGAAGAUUCGCGACAUCUAUCAGUCACCAUUAGGUUCUGACACUAUAAGCGAGAAAAAUUGUUCAAGGCGAUCAUACAAUCUAAAAACUCAUAAAUUCUACGAUUUCGUUUCACAUGUACAUAGGUUAUUUCUGGAUUUCUGGAUAGGGGAUUUCUGGAUUUUUAAAUUAUAUCAUGCAUGAAAUCAUUCACAUAUAGUAAAUUGCGUUUAAUUCCAGAAAAAAUAUGUAAUAAGUUAAUCGUAGUUAAGUUGCGUGUAUAUUAAUUAUUAUGUAAAGAUUGGAAGCAAUCCAAAUAACGUAAGCGAGGAAGUUAUAUAUGUUUUAUCACAUAUAAAGUUAAUAUAAAAUAUGAUUUAUUUUAUAAAAUAUGCUCCAUCGCGUUAAAUGUACAUAAACGUUUACACGUCAAUCAUAACCAGUGAUCCUACGGGAAUUUGUAUGAUUGUCGAAAGUAGUUGAAAAAUAUUAAGAGGAUGCUAUAUUUGAAAAACUUAUUUUUUUUUUUUUGUAAAAUUGACGUCAUAUUAUUUACACAAAAUUACAAAUAGUUUUACACAAUAAAAAUACAUACAAAAAUUGGAGCAUUGCUCAAUGUAUGACAAAAAUAAUAAAAAUUUCAAAAUUGACAUCUCGAGCGAUUAGUUAAUAUUAAUAUUUGCUUGAUACAAAAGUUCUGCAGUACAGUCGCAAAACGAUUUAGACACAAUAAGAGCGUACCGAUAAUCCACAAUGAGAGAACUUAUUUUUUAUUAAUUCAUUCUUUUAUUGGACUAUUAGUUGCAUUUUGAAGUUCACUGUGUCUAAAUCAUUUUGAGGCUUACUGUACAUACCGAAUAUAUUUACUUUGGUCAAGAAAACUUCAAAAGACAUUACUACAUCUUUAUAACUAAAUUUGAAAGUUGGAAAACAUACAAAAACAGACAUGCAUAAAAAAAUAUUUGUAUAUACGUGGUUAAGUUUUUCGUUAAAUAUAGUUAAAGCAACGCACAUUUAUAUAAAAUUUAUAUAUAUAAGAAAUGUGAAAAGGUGGCCUGAUCGUAUCCAAUAUGACGUUAUGAUGAUUGCCUGAUAUGUUAUCGACACUUUUAAAGUUUACAUUUUGGUAUCCCCUUAAUAACUUACUCUAUGAUUUAUUAUUAUUAAUAAAAUCAUGCACUUGAAAACCUUACUUCGAAUAAGUUUGUUGACUGUUGUUCUAGCUGUCGAACGAUUUUUUAAUUUAUUGAAAUAAAUUGUCAAUUAAAUAGUUUUAAAUUUAAUUGGCUUAUAUUAAUUGUCAAGUAAAUAUAAUAAUUAAAACAGUAAUUACUCGAAAACCUGUCCGUAUCAAUAGUUAUUAUUUUAAACUUGUCACAUAUGAGAUAUUCAAAUUUUUAUUCAGAAUAAAAUCCAAUUUUUUCAGUUGAGUUGUGUGAUAUACAUGAUAUUAUAUAUAUAUAAUCGCGAUUUAACUGGAAUACUCUCAUCUAACUCUGAACUCAAAUCUGAGUAUCCUACUUCGCAUACAGAACAAAUAUCCGAAACACAUGUCAUGGAUAUCCUAUAGAUAUCGCGAUUUAUAAGGUAUCCAUGAGAUGUAUUUUGGAUAUUUGUUCUGUAUGGGUAAGUUUCAAAUAGUGACUAUCAAUAGUAAUAACUAUCAGGUCAAUAUGCAUAUAUAUAAAUAGUAGAUAAAUCGAGUAACUCUAAGCGCGUGCAAUAUCGAGAUAAAAAUCAUCACCUCACCGUGUAUAAUAACUUAAAACCAAUUCAAGCCGGUUUGAGGUCGUUAAUAUAAACACUUCAAUCAGUAAA